Molecule: messenger RNA, 426 nt
Organism: Acanthoscelides obtectus
Lineage: Eukaryota; Metazoa; Arthropoda; Insecta; Coleoptera; Chrysomelidae
Source: the annotation of a GenBank genome assembly
AUGACAAACAAUGUUAUUAGUGAAUAUGAUGCAGUUGGAAUUUCAUGGAGCGAAAAAUUAAAACGGAUGGAUUCCACUCGAGCCAUUUUGGCCGAAGCAUUGGUUAAUAAAGUUAUGACCCAAGGAUUAUUAAAAAAGUUGACAUGUACUACAACCCUGUCGGAUACAGAGGAGACACGAAAUACUUCAAUUUCAUCCUGCAGUCGAUACACGGUAUUAUCAAAUUCUUCUGGUCAGCAAUGGCAGUUUACAUCACCAUCAGACCAGGACUGUAAUCAACAGAGGCAGGUUUUAUCACCUUCGGAGCAAGAAUCUGAUCAACAGUGGCAGGUUACAUCACCACCAGUGACAGAACAAGCAAUCGAGACCUCUUCAACAAAUAUAGUGGAUUUUUAUAAUACUGCUGCAGAUAAUAUAGAUGGGUAA